UCAGUCUAACCUACCUGCAGAUCCCAAUUCAGGCCUCGGCAGUGGGUGCCCCGGCCACUGUACCACUAGCGAGAUUCCAAAAAUGGACUUUGAAUCAGUGAAAAGAUUGCUAGAGAAAGAAGGAGGCCCAUAUGAAUCAACAGUGGAUUCUAUGCCCCAGAGAUACUUUGAACCCUUUGUAGUUCAAGGCCUCAAGGUUGACCUCAUUGAACGGGGUCGUAUUGUCUGCUCCAUGGUUGUUCCUUCUCGUCUUCUGAAUACUGGGACUUCUUUGCAUGGUGGGGCGACAGCCACGCUGGUGGACAUGGUGGGUUCAGCUGUCAUAUACACCGUGGGGUCUCCGGUGACUGGAGUUUCCGUUGAGAUCAAUGUUUCCUACCUGGAUGGUGCCUAUGUUGGUGAUGAAAUUGAGAUUGAGGCAAAGACAUUACGAGUUGGAAAGGCAAUUGCUGUUGUCAGUGUUGAGUUGAAGAACAAAAAGACAGGUAAAAUUAUUGCUCAAGGGCGUCAUACAAAGUACUUAGCUUUAUCAAGCAAGUUGUGAGGAACCCGCUCUUUGGUACCUUGUGCAAUAUUGACGGCAGAUUGGCUUCUAAAUGUCUGAGCCUCAACUUAAACAAGAAACUUUCAUGUCUAUUGAAGGCUAGGUUUUAUGUCGUAUUCAUUCGGGUUCAAGAAGCUGUGCAGCUUAUUUGGUGAGUGAUGAAUUGAACUUUCAUGCAAGACUACUACUUGGUCAUUUUAGUUUAAAUUCUUGGUCAUUAAUACUUCAUUUCCUUUCAAAAGCAGCACCGCAUGAUACUAACAAUCAAGAACUCGGUCUGCAGAUAGAUGCUUAGGUCGCCGUAUCUUCUUCGAAAGGAAAAUGCUAAAUCUUGUUUUCUUCAA
Molecule: messenger RNA, 888 nt
Organism: Coffea arabica (coffee)
Lineage: Eukaryota; Viridiplantae; Streptophyta; Magnoliopsida; Gentianales; Rubiaceae
Molecular function (GO): fatty acyl-CoA hydrolase activity
Source: RefSeq, a predicted model, not a curated record